GGGCCGGGCGACUUCCCCUGCCCUGUGUGCAGCAAGGCCUUCCCGCUGCAGCGCAUGCUGACCCGGCACCUGAAGUGCCACAGCUCGGUCAAGAAGCACGUCUGCCGGUACUGCGGCAAGGGCUUCAACGACACCUUCGAUCUGAAGAGACACACGCGGACCCACACCGGCAUCCGCCCCUACCGCUGCCACGUCUGUGCCAAGGCCUUCACCCAGCGCUGCUCCCUGGAGUCCCACCUCCGCAAGAUCCACGGGGUGCAGCAGAACUACGCCUACCGCGAGCGGCGCGCCAAGCUCUUCGUCUGCGAGGAGUGCGGCUUCACCUGCGCCGCCGGCGACGAGUACUACGGCCACGUGCGGCGGCUCCACCCCGGCAACGCCCUGCUGCACAAGUACCUCCGCAAGCAGGGCGCCGCCUCCCUCCGCUUCCUCCUCUACCCCGGCGGCUACUACGCCUGA
Terrapene triunguis (Three-toed box turtle) is the source of this 459-nucleotide messenger RNA. RefSeq names its product ovo like zinc finger 3 (gene OVOL3). The transcript has 2 exons. The record is from RefSeq and is a predicted model, not a curated record. Gene Ontology annotation, biological process: regulation of transcription by RNA polymerase II; epidermal cell differentiation. NCBI's taxonomy places the organism in Eukaryota, Metazoa, Chordata, Testudines, Emydidae. Gene Ontology annotation, cellular component: nucleus. Gene Ontology annotation, molecular function: RNA polymerase II cis-regulatory region sequence-specific DNA binding; DNA-binding transcription factor activity, RNA polymerase II-specific. The coding region runs from base 55 to 459 and encodes 134 amino acids.